Molecule: messenger RNA, 925 nt
Organism: Papaver somniferum (opium poppy)
Lineage: Eukaryota; Viridiplantae; Streptophyta; Magnoliopsida; Ranunculales; Papaveraceae
Product: reactive Intermediate Deaminase A, chloroplastic-like
Exons: 6
Coding region: 91-654 (187 amino acids)
Cellular component (GO): cytosol
Molecular function (GO): deaminase activity
Source: RefSeq, a predicted model, not a curated record
ACUUAAAAAGUGAAGGGAGGAGAUAUCGAGACUGAAGAGCAUUUCAGAGAGCAGGUUCAACUAAGAAGAACAGUAAAAACACAGUCAGAAAUGGCCUGGUCUGUUGCAAAAUCCUUCUCUGCACCAGCAAUUGACUUUAGAGCAAUACGAUCUAAGGCUCCUCUUGCUGCUAGUUUUGGUUGUGCAUCAUUUGCAAGCUCAAACUUAUGGAGUUGUUCGUCAAAAACUAGGUCAAAAACCUUUGCUUCGUUAAGUGCUUCUUUAACUGAUACCAGUAAGAAGGAAGCAGUUCAAACAGAGAAGGCACCAGCGGCAUUAGGACCAUAUUCUCAAGCUAUCAAAGAUAAUAAUCUUCUUUUUGUAUCUGGCUGUUUGGGGCUUGUUCCCGAGACUGUAAAAUUCAUUUCAGAUGGGGUAGAGGAGCAAACAGAACAGGUGCUCAAGAAUAUGGGAGAAAUAUUAAAAGCUAGUGGUGCAAGCUAUUCAUCAGUUGUUAAGACCACAAUCAUGUUGGCUGACUUGAAGGACUUCAAGAAAGUGAACGAUGUGUAUGCAAAAUAUUUUCCUGCACCAGCACCUGCUCGUUCAACAUACCAGGUUGCAGCUCUACCUUUGGAUGCUAAGGUGGAGAUCGAGUGCAUUGCUGCACUCUGAUUUUGGUUUUGUUCUACCACAUCAACCAUCAAAAUAAGGCUUCAAUGAGCAGUCAGUCACGAUCUUAUAAUCAAGUGUAUCCAAGACCAUUGAGUUUUUUUUUGUUUCGACUGACCUCAACCUUCGACAGAGUAUCAUGAGCUUGGUCUUUUGGUUUGUGUUUGUACUGUCUCCGGGACAGAAAUUUACUGAUGAGAUUAAUGGAAUCAAAUUAAACUCUUUAUUCUUAGCUGAUUAAGCUCUUUUUUGGUAUGAAACUCCUAUUAAGUCU